AUGGCAUCAUCCUCCACUGCCGACGAGGAUAGAAGGUGGAUUGUGCUCACCAUGGUGUGCUUGGCUUUGACGCUGGGGUUGUCUUCCUUGGCCCUCCGCGGAUACGUCAAGCUACGUGUGCGCAAGAUGGUCACAGCAGAUGACUGGAUCAUGCUGAUCGCCGGAUUGCUGUGGCUAGGCUACAUGGCCUCCCAGAUUGCUGCGUGCGCAAACGGAUUCGGCGCCCACACAGCGGACCUGCGCCAAAACUCGUACUAUUAUGUCGUUGGCACUGCGCAUAAUGGCGACGUGGUGGAAGCGCUGCGGUUCUGGUUCGUUUCCACGCUUCUCCACAUCGGGACCACCGCCGUCGUUCGCCUCAGUGCUAGCCUUACAGUCCUUGGCCAGCCACACCCUCGAUCUACGUUCCGACGCUGGACCGUCAUCCUCAAUCUCGCCAUUGUAACACUCGCCAGCAUCGCCUUCGCUGUUCUCCUCGCGCUCCAGUGCACUCCGCUCUCGGCGUACUGGUCUCGCAACCGGGCCGAGGCCUCAUCGCCUUCCUGCCAUUUCGCAACCACCGUGGUGCAGCCCGGGUGGUACGGUUUCGCCGCAUUGAGCCUCGUCGCCAACCUCGUCCUCGCCUUUUUCGCGCUCACGCCAGUGUUGCAGGCAGGCCUAUCCUGGCGCAAGCGCGCCCCGGGUGCGGUGCUCAAUCUCUUCUCCGUCACUGUGGUCAUGUCUGCGCUCCAGCUCGCGCAGGUCCCGACGCUGCGGGAUACCGCGGACCUUAGCUUCGCGGCCGGCGACUUCGCUUCCUACGCCCUGCUCGUGCCGUCGCUGGCGCUCGUCGCAGCGAAUCUGGCGGGGCUGGGCCCGUGGGUGAAGGAGCUGGGCUGGGAUGCUGAAGGAGGCGAGGCGCGCUGGCGGGAGGGGAACAGAGGCUUGCGGAUGCGUACGUUGGGACGAAGGAGAGGGCGGUCGGCGAUGAAUGUCAUGAGAGGACAUGGCGAGGAGGGCGAUGAGGCGGUGUUGGAGGCGGCGAUCGAGGAGGGGCUGGGCAGGUUGGAGAGCACGGGAGCGGAGGCAAGGGCUGCGUCGGGGUCGGAAUUGGGGCGUGAGAGGGGUUGA
This is a messenger RNA of Lasiodiplodia theobromae, 1110 nucleotides long. RefSeq names its product Fmn-dependent dehydrogenase family protein. The transcript is spliced from 4 exons. The record is from RefSeq and is a predicted model, not a curated record. Lineage: Eukaryota; Fungi; Ascomycota; Dothideomycetes; Botryosphaeriales; Botryosphaeriaceae. Bases 1 to 1110 code for a protein of 369 amino acids.